ACUUAUUUACUAGCGAAUUGAUUCAUCGACAAGACACUUAGAAUGGUGUCUAAAAUUAUUUCCUUCUCAAUUUUAACACUAAUUGUUUCUAUAGUACUUAUAAAUUAUUUUAGUAGAGUUAAACCAAACCAUCCUCUCGCAGAUCUUAAUGUCCAAGAAAUUAUUCAAGAAUAUAAUUAUCCAGUAGAAGUGCACAACGUGGUUACUGAAGAUGGCUACAUACUAACACUCCACAGAAUUCCCCAUGGAAGAGGAAAUCACUCCAGAAAAAGAAAACCAAUUUUACUUUUACACGGUCUUCUACAAAGUGCUUGGGAUUUUGUACACCUUGGACCCAACCAAUCCUUGGCUUUCGUUUUAUCCGAGGAAGGAUACGAUGUUUGGCUAGGAAGCGUCAGAGGUACCACUUGGUCUAGAAAUCAUACAACUCUAGAUCCAGACAAAGAUGCAGCUUUUUGGGACUACACGAUUCAUGAAAUUGGGGUUUACGAUCUACCCGCUUUCAUAGAUUAUGUACUAGAAAAAACUGAGCAAAAGUCUAUCCAUUAUCUUGGAUAUUCACAAGGAACAAUUGCGUUUUUUAUAAUGGGUUCCGAAAAAACUGAUUACCUUAGUAAAAUUAAGUUUAUGGCAGCCUUCAGUCCCGCUUUUUUCCUGAGAGAUCCAAUAAGCCCGAUCGUGAAAUUCCUUGCCAAUAAUUGGAGAUCUUUACAGGGGCUGCUAAAUUUUUUUAACUACCGUGAACUAUUUGGAAGAGGCGAUCUAUUUUCAAGUUACAUGAAAUUUGUCUGCCAUGAUGAAAAUUCUGUUUUGAUCAAUCUUUGUAUACACACUCAUUUCAGUAUUUUUGGAUACAGCUACGACGAACUGAAUAAGAGUAUGUUACCUCUAACUGCUGCAAACACUCCAUGUGGUGUAUCAUUGAAGCAAUUUGUACAUGUGUUUCAAAUUGCGGAUUCUGGAGACUUUCAUCGGUACGAUUUUGGUAAUCAAGGUAAUCUAGAGAAGUACGGUCAAGAGCAACCACCACACUAUGAUGUAUCCAGAGUUACAACACCUGUGGCAAUAUAUUACUCUAGCAACGACUGGGCUGUCAAUAUAAAUAACAUGGACAGAGUAUUGAAAACGGUUCCCAAUGUGGUGAAAAGUUACAAGGUGCCUUUAGAAGACUUCAAUCACCUCGAUUUUUUGUAUGCCAAGCAUGUUGGUGAUCUUUUAUUUAAUGUUCUUUUAGAUGAUUUGUCGAAGUACUAACUCAUGUUUUUGCAAUGUAAAGCUAAAAAUAAAAUCAGAAAAGUUCUA
Molecule: messenger RNA, 1302 nt
Organism: Zophobas morio
Lineage: Eukaryota; Metazoa; Arthropoda; Insecta; Coleoptera; Tenebrionidae
Product: lipase 1-like
Exons: 6
Coding region: 43-1254 (403 amino acids)
Biological process (GO): lipid metabolic process
Molecular function (GO): hydrolase activity, acting on ester bonds
Source: RefSeq, a predicted model, not a curated record